Theobroma cacao (cacao) is the source of this 821-nucleotide messenger RNA. RefSeq names its product Na-translocating NADH-quinone reductase subunit A. The record is from RefSeq and is a predicted model, not a curated record. NCBI's taxonomy places the organism in Eukaryota, Viridiplantae, Streptophyta, Magnoliopsida, Malvales, Malvaceae.
UCAUCAAAAUUACAACAAAAAUAUAAAAAAAAAGGGGAAUAAAGUUCCCAUAUUUGGAGAUUCUUCUUUGGCUUCUAUAAAUUCCAAAGCUUUCUCCUUUACAUUUUGGUCUUGGGAUUUGUGCUGCUGAUUUAUUGUUGAUCUCUCUUUUCUCUCUUUGGGCUUUGCUGCCCUUUAGCCAUUGAAAUCCAUGAUCUUCAGCACCCCAUGGACCCAUCUCCAGUGCACGCCACUCCUUCACUCCAUGAACACGAAGAUGAGUGGGACACUGAGGGAUUUGUGAUUCCAAGCUUGGGAAUUGAAGAAUCGGGUAAAAAUAAAGCUGAUGCUUCAGAAGUAGAAUCCUCAAAACCUCCUUCACAGACUAAAAUAGAAGAGAACAUCUACUUGGGACCACACGGUGCUCCUCCUUCACAAUCAAGGCAGCAAGAGCUGAAUCAAUCCAGUCGAAAGCAACGAUUUAAACAGAAACUGAAAGAAGCUGAUAGAAGGAUCAGUGGGACAGGGCGGGAAAAUAAGGUGGAAAAUUUGAGAGAGCUUGUAGGUGGUGGGAAAGCAAGCCCCAACAUGUCCAAGGGUUCUCCCAGGGAUUGGCUAGAUCCACAUUGUAAUGAGGCACAGUUUGAUAAGUGGUACCCCCAGUGAGUGGAGUUUUCCUUAGAUGAAGAUAUUUAUCAAGUGCACCAAUUAUUUUAAGUCUUUGUAUUGUUGGAGGCAAGGGAAUUAUCGAGGUUAUGUAUUUUGACAAUAAUCCAUCAAGCAGACCAUUUGGUUUCAGUGCUAAUGCAGAAGCUAUUUAAGUCAGAUUUUAAGUUCUUUUA